GGCAUCGACAAGCCCGGAAGCGAGCUUCAUGCUCCAAUGCCGCAGUGCCGAGUCUGUGACCAUUGGCAGCACGUUUGGACCGUCGUAAACCGGCUCCCAACUGACACAUUUCCUUUCGGGACGGGAACUGACUUUGUUGAUUCCUGACGCCGCUUCUCUCGUCGACGGCAACUCCUAGCUUCGACCGAGUCUUUGGCGACUCGCACACUCAACAGGAUGUCUUUGCAAGCGUUGAGCCGAUACUGAAGGCGCUCUUUACAGGUAUGCCCCAGGCUUCCUGGCGACUCAUGAGCGGCAGUCUCGUGCCAAUGUGCGCCCAAGCUCGGGAUACUCACUGCCUCGGAUCGCACUCUCGACCACUCCUGCCAGGCAAAAAUGCAACAGUCUUUGCAUACGGUCAAACGGGAUCAGGAAAGACACACACCAUGAACGGAUCUUCGUCCUCAGAUCCUGGAAUCAUUCCGCGUGCCAUCGAGCUGCUGCUGAAUCACAUUCAAGCGGAGAAGCUGCAAGCAACCAUACAGGGCUCGUGGCUGGAAAUUUACAACGAAAAGAUUUUUGAUCUGCUGUCAUCUGAGCGAGUGCCUGGUGGACUGGAUCUAAGGGAAGCCCCCGGCCGCAGCAUUGUCGUUGCAGGCUUGACCAGGAUGGACAUCAAGUCGAUGCCCGAUUUCCAGAGCAGCCACGGCCUUGCCCUCAAAAAUCGCUCAACAGGAGCGACAAAGCUGAAUGAGCACUCGUCCCGAUCACAUUUCGUGCUGCAGCUUCACAUUUCGACACAGCAAAGCCCAGAGGUGCUGCUAUCGUCGAAGCUCCAUCUUAUUGAUCUGGCCGGCUCUGAAGACAACCGUCGGACCGGAAACUCGGGCGCCCGGCUCGUCGAAAGCGGUGCCAUCAACCGGAGCCUGUUCGUGCUCGGCCAGGUCGUCGAGGCACUCAACAAAAGCGCAUCUCGGGUUCCAUACAGAGACUCCAAGAUCACGCGGUUUCUUCAAGACUCGCUGGGUGGGACCGCAUUAGGGCUGAUGAUUGCAUGCAUCUCCCCUGAACCGUUUGAUUUUGUGGACUCGUACAACACCCUCAAUUUUGCAACAAAGUCGUCAUUCAUCAAAAACAACAUUGUUAUCAACGAAACCGUUGUUCAAACGGUCUCCGUUGCAUCAAGGGAAGCACAGCUCGCCGAGUAUCGCAGCAAGAAAAAGCGCGGUAUCGAAGGGAAGGGAAGGCUCAACGAGCCUGCGAAGCGGGCCCGCUACAGCAACAACUCUGGCAACUCGUCCCUCUCCGAAAACAGCAGCUUCGAGAUGUCUCCGGGCAAGUUCAAGGACAUCAUCACGGGGGUCGAGGGCGCAGUCACGCACGCGAUUCCGAAAUACAUUGCCGGUGGGACCUCCAAGGCCGAGUUUAUCGUCAGCCAGAUGCUGGAGCACGAGGAAUUCAAGGUACAGGGCUGUUGAAGGACGCACGGCGGUUAUGUCGGUCCUGUGGCGCCUGUGGUGUGGCCGACGUUGACGCUUGUUGGAUGAUACUCUGGCUAACGUUUGUCAUUUGUCUUGCUGCUGUGCAUGUGUCGUUGCCGGCUACAUCGUCUGCUGCGCCUGUA
Molecule: messenger RNA, 1603 nt
Organism: Polychytrium aggregatum
Lineage: Eukaryota; Fungi; Chytridiomycota; Chytridiomycetes; Polychytriales
Product: P-loop containing nucleoside triphosphate hydrolase protein
Exons: 12
Coding region: 264-1457 (397 amino acids)
Biological process (GO): microtubule-based movement; mitotic spindle organization
Molecular function (GO): microtubule binding; microtubule motor activity; ATP binding
Source: RefSeq, a predicted model, not a curated record